AUGACCUUCACCGUCACCUUCACUGUUGGAAAGAGAAACUACCAGGUGGUAAAACGGGCAAUAUGGAACGUAGUAAACCCGAUAGAAGUCCAUUUCAGAUCGGAAAAGGAUUCGAACGGAAGAGCCCAUCUUGAAGCCACUGUCACCAACAUAUGCAAGCACACGCUCACCAUAAAAGACAUAAAGCUCGUCACUCCGCAGGACUCCACAUUCCAGGACCCAAUAUACGAGCCGCACAAGGACGUUAAUGGUGUAUGUGUGUUGCAGCCAGGCGGCGCAUACAGCGUCAUAUUCAAAAAUAUAAAAACCACGAAGCCGAUGCAGAUCAAGGCAUUCUGGCACUGCUAUGAACGAGGUGUCGGCGAAAUUGACAUGCAAGUAGACGUUUUCAACUACGAGCAACCUAUCGCAUAUGAAACUAUUCAGCACCCGGGAACGGUCUCGCUGAACGAUGAGUUCACAAUCAAAUUCAGGGUGACCAACACCACACAAGAGAGCCUGCAGUGCAGACUCAAAUUCAAUCAAAACCAACUUAAACCGUUGGUGGUGCAGGUGGAGGACUACCUGGAUUUCGGCGGAAUGGCUCCAGCGGAAUCCAAAAUAAUAGAAGUACCAUUCAUGAGUAUGGAAAAAGGUUUGCACACAAUAAGGGGACUGGAGUUAUGCGUCAUGCCGGACUUAGUCAUUCCAGUCACGGACCUUCAGGUGUUAGCAGUGUAG
Babesia ovata is the source of this 720-nucleotide messenger RNA. RefSeq names its product elongation factor Ts, putative. Bases 1 to 720 code for a protein of 239 amino acids. The record is from RefSeq and is a predicted model, not a curated record. The transcript has 2 exons. NCBI's taxonomy places the organism in Eukaryota, Apicomplexa, Aconoidasida, Piroplasmida, Babesiidae.